AAUCCUCGGAUAAGCCUGAUUUUAUUAUUGAGAACUCCAAUACAUGGUUCUUCUUUCUUUGGUCGUGUUCGCCUUCGCCAUAAACAAGACAACAACAAAUCACGGAACAGUACUCGUUCAUCCCAUCACAACUUGAACAUUUUUGUGCAUUUCUCAAGCUUGGGAUAGUCAAGGCGCUGAGUUAAUCUGCACAAAAAAAAAAAAAGUUAAAAAUGGGUGCGGCAGAAAAGAUUUGGGAUGCGGCGGGGGUGGCGGAGAGCCACAGCUCCGAGAUUCCGUCGUCCUCCAUCACGAUCGAUCACUCUCUCGCCCUCCCCGAUAUGAAGCUUUUCAUCGUGGAGCUAUGCAAAGAUCUAUUCAAACAAUGGUCAGAUUUGGAGGAAUCAAGGUUCUCCCUUGAAAGAGUAUCCGGUGGAAUCACGAACUUGUUACUCAAGGUGUCCGUGAGAGAGAAAAAUGGCAAUGUUGUGAGUAUCACAGUUAGAUUAUAUGGACCAAAUACUGAAUAUGUGAUCAAUCGUGAAAGGGAGCUGCAGGCUAUCCCAUACCUUUCAGCUGCAGGAUUUGGUGCUAAGUUGCUGGGAGUUUUUGGGAAUGGCAUGGUGCAAUCAUUCAUUAAUGCUCGUACACUUACUCCAUCUGACAUGCGGCAGCCAAAGCUUGUGGCAGAAAUUGCUAAACAGCUUCGAAAAUUUCAUGAGGUGGAAAUCCCCGGUUCCAGAGAUCCGCAACUUUGGAAUGAUAUUUUCAAGUUCUUUGACAGAGCAUCAAGCCUCAAAUUUGACGAUGUUGAGAAGCAAAAGAAGUAUGAUGUGGUUUCAUUUGAAGAAAUAAAGACAGAACUUUCUGAACUCAAGGUCCUGACAGAUCGUUUUAAUGCUCCUAUUGUCUAUUCUCACAAUGAUUUGCUUUCUGGGAACUUGAUGAUUGAUGAUGCAGAAGAUAAGCUUUACUUCAUUGACUUUGAGUAUGGAUCCUACAAUUACCGGGGUUUCGACAUUGGAAAUCACUUCAAUGAAUAUGCUGGUUAUGAAUGUGAUUAUAGCAUGUAUCCAAGCAAAGACGAACAAUAUUACUUCUUCAGGCACUAUUUAAUACCAGAGAGACCAGACGAGGUUUGUGAUGAAGACCUUGAAGCUAUCUAUGCAGAGACAAAUGCUUAUAUGCUAGCUUCACACCUGUACUGGGCACUAUGGGCAUUAAUCCAGACUUUUACUUUUGUUUCGUACAAUUUUGUGGGAAGAAAAAGAGCUGAAGGAAGGAAAAACAGCAACAUCAACCUUGAUAACUGA
Striga asiatica is the source of this 1292-nucleotide messenger RNA. The record is from the annotation of a GenBank genome assembly. Lineage: Eukaryota; Viridiplantae; Streptophyta; Magnoliopsida; Lamiales; Orobanchaceae.